AUUCUUAGUGGGGGGAGAGCACAUGGUGGGGUCUGAAUGCCCGAGGAUCUGACUGUGCCAUCAAAACACCCCCCUCCUCUCAUGGGCCUCCUACCUCUGCACUGCAGGGCGCUGCCUGGCUGUUGCAAAGGCUUUGUGGUAUCUGCUGAUGGGAGCCCUAGUUGGUAAAUGCAUAGCCAUUAGGCCUGACGUCACAGUGGGCGCCUGUGUAGGGAGCCCUCGUGUACACCCUCCCGUAGGGAUGGUCCCCGGGAAUUACUCGAGGCUCAGAGAGCGCGCAGAGCUUGCACGGUGCUGGCUACGGCGGCGUCACCCUGAGCCCCUCAUCACCAGCAGGACUCUGUGCUUCUGUGCUCCUUGUAGCCCCGGGGCGUCCCAGGCCAGAGGGGAGAGACAUUCCAGGAGAGCUUUCAGGAAGUGCCUAGCCCCACGGCGAGGGGGCGUGUGGGGCAGUGCCCAAAGCCUGCUGCUGUUUUCUUUCACCAGGUCCGGACAAAGACUGUGGCCCAGUGUGUACAGUAUUACUAUAGCUGGAGAAAGAGGGUCACGUUUACUACCUCUUCUUGGGCCCCAGCACUGGAAAAGAGGGUCAAAAGGAAGCUGGCCGAGGCAGACCCAACAGAAACAAAGGUAGGGGAUUCUGGGGCAAUGGGGUCUCACUGGAGUUCAGUGCUGGUCUGAAGAGCUGCUGACCACCCAGGUCGGGGUGGGGAAGGGGGCCCCUACAGAGGAAAGCAUCACCCUCAGAAGGUGGAAGGUCGGCACCCUGAUGUCAUUUCUGCCCCUUCUGCAGGCCACUUGCAGCCCUCAGAAGAGACGCCACCACCAUCCAACCCUUGAGUUGAAGACAGAGACGGAGAGUGGCAGGGGAGAAUCCGUCAUCACCGCGAGCCCUAGUGCUGCUCCCAAGCGGACCCCUGAGCCUCCGGGGCGCGUCCAGGGCCAAGGCGCUUUUCCCUGUGGGGAGUGUGAGAGGGUGUUUGACAAGAUGUGGACUCGCUGUGCCCACAUGAAGCGGCACCGGCUUCAGGACCCCGAGGAAACAGCCGUCGGGGAGGAGCGGCCAGCGAAGGCCUUUAAGGUGGAAGAGGAGGAGGAGGAGGAGGAAGGGGAGAUGGGGGCUGACAUGGGCCCCUUGCAGGGGUGAUUUGGGCCGUGAGCCGGGGCCAGGCAGCACAUCACUGGGAUGAGGACCUCGGGCCCCGUCACCUCUCCCAUCAGCCUCCCCGAGGUGUUCAGGGCAUCCCUCUGCCUCCACCCCCACCUCCCCUGCCCCCCACUGACCAGCCCAGCUUGCAGAAUAGCUGGCAUCAGCCAACAACAGGCACGAGAAGCGCCAUCAGCGGACACUGUGGCAUCCUUGUCAGCUGGUGCCAGAGGCCCCGGUCC
This is a messenger RNA of Manis pentadactyla (Chinese pangolin), 1389 nucleotides long. Its product is annotated as zinc finger protein 541-like. NCBI's taxonomy places the organism in Eukaryota, Metazoa, Chordata, Mammalia, Pholidota, Manidae. Gene Ontology annotation, biological process: negative regulation of DNA-templated transcription; regulation of transcription by RNA polymerase II. Gene Ontology annotation, cellular component: histone deacetylase complex; transcription regulator complex. The record is from RefSeq and is a predicted model, not a curated record. The transcript is spliced from 2 exons. Gene Ontology annotation, molecular function: transcription corepressor activity. Bases 770 to 1147 code for a protein of 125 amino acids.